Messenger RNA from Lentinula edodes (shiitake mushroom), 1575 nucleotides. Its product is annotated as UDP-Glycosyltransferase/glycogen phosphorylase. Bases 1 to 1575 code for a protein of 524 amino acids. The record is from RefSeq and is a predicted model, not a curated record. The transcript is spliced from 8 exons. Gene Ontology annotation, molecular function: UDP-glycosyltransferase activity. Lineage: Eukaryota; Fungi; Basidiomycota; Agaricomycetes; Agaricales; Omphalotaceae.
AUGGUACAGAAACAUAUCGUUGCACACAACGUUGCAGCAUGGGGAGCAUAUAAACCUCUCAGUGCCUUUGUCGUACGCGUCGCCGAAAGGCGAGAAGAUGUGAUUUUUACCAUCUUGAUCACUGGGGGAGUGAUAUACAAAAAGUUCAUGCGUGAACUAGCUAAGCUCACAAUUUCUCGGCUGGAAGCAAUACGUUCACGCAUCAAUGUCAUUGACCUCAACGGACAAGACGUGAACCCACUCAUUCCCCUCGCUGAAUUUGCACCGGCUUUCGAAGCGCUUUAUUCUUCUAAACCUCUAAUUUGCAAAACAACGAACUUAAUUAUACACGGCCUUCCCCCACCAACUGUUGCUCUUAUUGAUCCUUUUGCGGGUUAUGCUGUCGAUGCGAUACAGGCUAUAGCAGGAUCAAAAUGUUCGAUUUUUUCAUGGAUGACUGCCCCUGCGGGAGCUACUCUGCGACUGUUUGGCCCAGAAAAGUAUGGCGGAGUUGGAGAUCUGUCACCCAAAGCUGAAGCCGAGAUGGACCUGAGCGGAAAGAGGUAUGCUGAAGUAGCGAAGGAGAUAUACGACGGUUUCUCGUCGGGCGAGAUAGUACGUAUACCCGGAAUACCUGCGAUGUAUGACUACGAGUGGACUCCACAAGAGGUAAACUUGUCAGAUCAGACCUUUUUCAUAACAGCGCAGAAAUACAUGAGGAUGACGGAUGGAACAUUUUGUGUGUCUUCCUCUAUCUACGAACCGGAGGCCAUGAAUGCCGCGAAAGAGUGGCUCAAUUCCAUCGGGAAAGCUUGGUACUCUGUAGGGCCUCUGUCCCUGUCAGAAUCAAUGCCAAUCACCCAAGCUCAUGACGAGAAGGAGCUACAGGUAAUUUCUUUCUUAGAUCGAAUGCAAUCUGCAUUCGGGGCUCGGUCUGUUUUUUUCAUAUCGUUCGGUACAAUUUUCUGGCCUGCGCAACCUGAAAAGCUCUGGGCGAUCAUCGACGAGCUUAUCGCUCUCCGUAAACCAUUUAUUCUUGCGCAUACCUCUCCGUUAGCACAAAUUUCAGACGAGAAGAAGAAAUUGAUUUUGGACAGUGGAAUUGGUAUGGAAAUGGCGUGGUCUCCGCAAGAGAAAAUACUUUCCCAUCCUGCUACCGGGUGGUUUGUCACUCAUGGUGGCUGGAAUAGCACGCAGGAAGCGUUGGCGCAUCGAGUUCCAGUUAUUUAUUGGCCUUUCGCAGGUGACCAACCUUACAAUGCGGCCAGGACCGUUCAACAUAACGCAGGCUUCGAGUUGAUCGAGGUCAGGACUGGAAAAUUGGGAACAAGAGUCCCAUAUCGGUUCAAAGACAACAGCAGUUCAGAGUAUCCUACAUUCAGUAUUUCUGCAGCGCGAGAAGAAUUCAAAGCAGUGCUUCGAUGCAUUGAAGGGGAAGAAGGACGUACAAUUAGAGCGAACUUUGAGCGUCUUGGCGAAAUGAUGGACAAAACUUGGGAUCAAGGACAUGAGGCCGAAGAGAGUUUGGGGGCUUUUCUCCGGGAUUUUGUGGAUGGAAACGUUGCUCAUUCGAUAGGCUCGAAAGCCUUUGCAUAG